AUGGUAAGGCUAGGUUAGGGUAAAGUCUGCCAUUUUAAAGCCAAAACGUGUCAAAACAACCCAAAAUAUCAUUUUAAAAACGUAUUUGUUUGUAUUAGAAAUUACCUCGAUUAGACUGUUUUUAAAACGGCACCUGUUACGUAGGAGGCUAUUUAAAAUUAGUAAAAAUAGUCUAAACAAAUACCUAAAAAUACAGAUAAAAGCAAUGUUAUUAUCUAUGGACAAAAAUUCCUGUUUUGCUAGACAAAGUAACCACUUGAUGUGACAGUUUGGCGGGUUAGGCACGGUUUAUGGGGUUAAGUAAGGUUAAGUAGUAGUAAGCUUUAAAAAUUUAUGGAUAACUGCAAAUAUUAGAAUAGGGCUAGAUUAGGACUGGUACAAGGCUAGGUUAAGGCUAUGUUUAAGCUAGAGUAGAUAAUAGGGAUAGAAAUAGAAUAACAUUGAAUCAGGACUGGGCUAGAGGUUAAACGAAGCCAAGAUUAAGAGGCAAGACAAGGGCAGGGUUUGGGUAAGGCUAGCUACUAUGAAGUCGGGAGGAGGAGGAGGAGGAGGAGGAGGAGGAGGAGGAGGAGGAGGAGGAGGAGGAGGAGGAGGAGGAGGAGGAGGAGGAGGAGGAGGAGGAGGAGGAGGAGGAGGAGGAGGAGGAGGAGGAGGAGGAGGAGGAGGAGGAGGAGGAGGAGGAGGGAGGAGGAGGAGGAGGGAGGAGGAGGGAGGAGGAGGAGGAGGAGGAGGAGGAGGAGGAGGAGGAGGGAGGAGGAGGGAGGAGGAGGAGGGAGGAGGAGGAGGAGGAGGAGGAGGAGGAGGAGGAGGAGGGAGGAGGAGGAGGAGGAGGAGGAGGAGGGAGGAGGAGGAGGAGGAGGGGAGGAGGAGGAGGAGGAGGAGGAGGAGGGGGAGGAGGGAGGGGAGGGGGAGGAGGGGAGGAGGGAGGAGGAGGGGAGGGGAGGGGGAGGAGGAGGGAGGGAGGAGGGGGAGGAGGAGGGGAGGAGGGAGGGGGAGGGAGGAGGAGGGAGGAGGGAGGGAGGAGGAGGAGGGGGAGGGAGGAGGAGGAGGAGGAGGGAGGAGGAGGAGGAGGGAGGGGGAGGGAGGAGGGAGGAGGGAGGGAGGAGGAGGAGGGAGGGAGGGGAGGAGGGAGGGAGGGAGGAGGAGGGAGGAGGAGGAGGGAGGAGGAGGGAGGAGGGAGGGGAGGGGAGGGGGAGGAGGAGGAGGGAGGGAGGAGGAGGGAGGAGGGAGGAGGAGGAGGGAGGGAGGAGGGAGGGAGGGGAGGGGAGGGAGGAGGAGGGGGAGGAGGGAGGGAGGAGGAGGGGAGGGAGGGAGGAGGAGGGAGGAGGAGGAGGAGGAGGAGGAGGAGGAGGGAGGAGGAGGAGGAGGAGGAGGGAGGAGGGGGGGGGAUGAAAAAAAGAGUGAGAAGUUGGGAAGUAAAAAAGAGUAAAAGGUAG
This is a messenger RNA of Bursaphelenchus okinawaensis, 1436 nucleotides long. The record is from the annotation of a GenBank genome assembly. NCBI's taxonomy places the organism in Eukaryota, Metazoa, Nematoda, Chromadorea, Rhabditida, Aphelenchoididae.